AUGUCGAGUUACCACGAACCUGUGCGGAGAGUGCUCUCAGAAAUCAGCAAAUUUCUGAAGGUAACAUUGCAGACGGAAAAUCUGAGCACAGGAGCUGAAAAAGAAAGGAAGACAAUUCUGAAGCUCCUGCAGGCACUGUUUGCUGACUAUGAUAGCCUUGCUCCAGGGUCAGGUGACGAGGGAAGUGUGUCGAGUUCCAAGGAUGUCUUGAAUGGCUCACUGGAUGAAUCCAGGAGCACGCUGGAUAGUCAUGGGAGUGAAGAGGACAGCUACUCUGACAACAUUGCAGACACGACAGUUAAAGCUCUGUCUAAUCCCACUAAGAUGGGAUUCCUUGAAAAGAAACAAGAAAAGAUCUUCACCCUCUGGCAGAAACGUUACUGUGUUCUUCAUAAGAAUGUCUUUUAUAUAUUCAAGAAACUGGAUAAGAAACAGCAAGGAGCCUUUAUUGUAACAGGUUAUGAGUUCAGAGAAGCCCCCUAUCUUGCUAAAGAUGAAAGGAAGAGAGAGCUUUACUUUGAGCUGGUGUGUCCAGCCAAGAAGACUUACCAGAUGGUGAUAUUUAUGAGGAGUUCGGUGAGACUGGAGAUAAAACCAAAAGUCAACAAACUGCAGCUCCGACUGAUGAGAUUUAUAACGAAGCUGCUUCUGAAAAAACACCAGCCAAACAGCCUCAAGUAA
Messenger RNA from Candidula unifasciata, 681 nucleotides. The record is from the annotation of a GenBank genome assembly. NCBI's taxonomy places the organism in Eukaryota, Metazoa, Mollusca, Gastropoda, Stylommatophora, Geomitridae.